This is a messenger RNA of Trematomus bernacchii (emerald rockcod), 1481 nucleotides long. RefSeq lists its product as uncharacterized. Lineage: Eukaryota; Metazoa; Chordata; Actinopteri; Perciformes; Nototheniidae. Gene Ontology annotation, molecular function: zinc ion binding. The record is from RefSeq and is a predicted model, not a curated record. The transcript is spliced from 3 exons. Bases 41 to 976 code for a protein of 311 amino acids.
CAUCUUUGUGACCGAUUCUCACAGUUUGUUUACACUCGUCAUGGCAGCAAACACAGCGCAUUUAAACGGGAAAGAGAGAGAGAGAUAUUUGGUAAAGACGGCGAUUAUUGGAUGCGAUCCCUAUUUGUUGCCCCCAACUGUAUUUUGUUUAUUGAAUUCGGCUAAGUGUCUUCCCCAACUAACUUUUCCCGACAUAUAUAUUUAUCUUGUUCACAAUCCAUCUUCAUUCACCGGAGAGAGCCUGAAGGCUUUUAAGAGCACAGAUGCAUAUCAAUACGCCGUUGCCGGGUGGGUGAACGACACCAAGAUAUGGCAUGUGGAGAAGACACACCUACAUGUGAUCACAGCGAAGGUCAAUCAUUCCCAGGCUUUGAACAGCAAACCAACAUCUCCAUGGAUUGUGGUGCAGGAGGACGGGACAGUGGUGAUGGCGCAUUGUACAUGCAUGGCAGGGUUAGGAGAGGUUUGUUCCCACGGAGCAGCACUUAUGUUUACAGUUUUGGCUGCUGUUGAGAAGAGAGAAAACCAGACAUGCACAGAGAAGCCAUGCACAUGGACACAGCCUAGCACUAAAAUGGUGAAGUACGAUGAGGUGUCUAACAUCUUCGCCAUCAAAGAACAAGUUCAAACCGAAGACCUGUUUCAGCACAUGAGACCAUCUGCUGAUGAUUUCAAGUUAUUCUGUGAACAACUCCACCAAAGUGAAGAACAAGAGACAAAGCCCAAGAAAAGUGCUAUCCUGUCGGUCAUUGAAGGCCAUUCUCACAGAUACACGCCAAAGACUGUACAACUGGAUCUGCCAACACCCCUUACCAGUCUGUAUCAAAGCAGCAGACUUGUACUGGAUUUGCCUGCACUGCUAGAGGAGGGUGCCAAAGUCUUUGAGGAGCUGAAUCUCACACCAGAGCAGAUGGGGUUUACAAAACGAGGACACUGCCAAAAAGUCUUACCUGGUGGCUAUGCAAGAUCACCAUGAAGACAUUAAUGUUGCAGCAUCAGGGCUCAUCCUUAACCCAGAGCUGCCAUGGAUUGGUGCAUCCCCAGAUGGUAUCGUGACCUGUGCUUGCCAUGAGCCUGGCAUUUUAGAAAUUAAGUGUCCUUUCAGCGCUAAAGACCGCAGUCUACUUGAAUGCACCAAAGACUCGUGGUUCUGCCUGACUGUCCCUGAGGGAGGUGUGAUGAGCCUAAAGCUAGAUCACAGCUAUAUGUAUCAAGUGCAGGCACAAAUGCGUGUCGCAGAGGUAAUGUUCUGUGAUUUUGUUGUGUGGACACCUCAAGAACUUUUUAAACAGCGCAUCAUGUUUGAUGGCGCAAUUUUUGAUGUUGCCCAUUCAAAGGUGGUAAACUUCAUCAGAACGGGGAUACUACCAGAGUUGUUGGGUAAAUGGUUUACUGUGCCACGCUUCUCCCCCACUGCAACCUCUGACAAAACAUCUGGGGGACAUUAAGAAGCUGACAAUAAAUAAGCUCUUCUUGUCAGA